Teleopsis dalmanni is the source of this 596-nucleotide messenger RNA. RefSeq names its product protein trachealess-like. The coding region runs from base 27 to 596 and encodes 189 amino acids. The transcript has 3 exons. Gene Ontology annotation, molecular function: protein dimerization activity; RNA polymerase II transcription regulatory region sequence-specific DNA binding; DNA-binding transcription factor activity, RNA polymerase II-specific. NCBI's taxonomy places the organism in Eukaryota, Metazoa, Arthropoda, Insecta, Diptera, Diopsidae. Gene Ontology annotation, biological process: regulation of transcription by RNA polymerase II. The record is from RefSeq and is a predicted model, not a curated record.
UAUUAGAAAUUGAAUUUGCAAUCAACAUGUUACCUUAUCAAGCUGUUGCAAUGGACUACGCUGGUUAUCAGCGUCAACCUACACCUGGUCAUCCAGGCAGCCAUAUGACUUCUAUGGGCUCAUUAGGAAUGCCUGGUGUAGGUGCUGGUCCAUUUACACAUUCUUGGUUGGUGCCUACACAAGAUUUGUGCGCUGUGCCAUAUAAUAAAAUGUCAAAUCAGCAUCAACCUGGUAUGGGAAUGCAUGGACAACAACAACCUCUCGAACCUGGUAUUUUAGAGCUACGCAAAGAGAAAUCACGGGAUGCAGCGCGUUCGCGUCGUGGAAAGGAAAAUUAUGAAUUCUAUGAACUGGCGAAAAUGUUACCAUUACCUGCAGCAAUAACAAGCCAACUGGAUAAGGCUUCCAUAAUAAGACUGACAAUAAGCUAUUUAAAAUUAAGAGACUUCUCUGGGCAUGGCGAUCCACCAUGGACACGUGAAGCCUCCAGCAGCAGCAAAUUAAAAAAAAGUAGUGGUGAAAAUUCAACAAGCAAUAAUAAUAAUAAUAAAACGAAAAUUUAUAGCCAAAGUGAAAGUAGGUUAACAAAUUAUUAA